This is a messenger RNA of Fusarium mangiferae, 894 nucleotides long. RefSeq lists its product as uncharacterized. Lineage: Eukaryota; Fungi; Ascomycota; Sordariomycetes; Hypocreales; Nectriaceae. The transcript has 3 exons. Bases 1 to 894 code for a protein of 297 amino acids. Gene Ontology annotation, molecular function: cysteine-type peptidase activity. Gene Ontology annotation, biological process: proteolysis. The record is from RefSeq and is a predicted model, not a curated record.
AUGGAUGUACUGGGGCUCCUCUCAGAACAGAUCACAUUGAUAUCAAACACAGGCAGGACGGACUCUGAGCAGUUCCGGAAGCAGUUGAUAGAAAAGGGGUAUCCUGACCCCUGCGCUACGUCCUCUACGACAGGCAAUGACAAUGUCGAUGCUUUUCUCGCUGAAGUGCGUAGUUCAAGCACGUCUGGCAGACUUCUUAUUCCGUGGGCCAAAUUCCAAUUUGACAUGGUCUCCUUGCAGAGGCUUGUUUUAGCAACGUGGCUGAACGACGAUAUUAUACUCGCCUGUUUGCACCUCUCCACCAAGCUGCCCUUUGUUCGCGUGGGGUUCUCAGUCCCCAUACACCGACAGACUGCGACUCGAGCUGGUGGCUUGGUACCGAACUCCUUUCAGAGAGCUUCAAACCUCGUCUCGGAAAAGCGUCAUUCGCUAGAAACUGAUGCUCUCGUGUGGCUAUUCCCUUUCUUUCAGCGUGGGAAUCAUUUCAGUCUCCUGGAAAUCAACGAGCGGGACAAAAAGAUAUACCAUUACGACUCUAUGACCCACAGGGAGAAUUCCGAUAUCAAAACAGCCUGCAAUCGAGAAUUCGAAACCAUGCAGCAGAACGAUUUCCAUAGUUGCGGGCCUUUGGUAAUCAAGAAUGCUCGCGAUCGAAUGAUGGGCCGCCCGGUGGCAUCUGGAGCUUCGCAUACCUACGACGCGAGUGAACUGAGGAUGGCAGCGCUGCGCAUUCUACGGUCGGCAUGGAGUGAUGGUGCAUUGACUGUGGCGCCGAUGAAGGAUGAGGAUAGAAAACGUAAGAUGAACAGAGGGGCCACCGGUAAGGUUCAUAAGCGACAGAAGACGAGGACCAAGCAAUUUGGGGGACGAGUAGUGAUUGAAGUCGAUGAAUAG